This is a messenger RNA of Anopheles moucheti, 1619 nucleotides long. Its product is annotated as sorbitol dehydrogenase-like. Gene Ontology annotation, molecular function: L-iditol 2-dehydrogenase (NAD+) activity; zinc ion binding. The transcript is spliced from 3 exons. The record is from RefSeq and is a predicted model, not a curated record. Lineage: Eukaryota; Metazoa; Arthropoda; Insecta; Diptera; Culicidae. Gene Ontology annotation, biological process: D-sorbitol catabolic process. Bases 422 to 1504 code for a protein of 360 amino acids.
AAGUAACGUAAAUACUGUACGUAGCUACGUUUCAUCGAAAUCACAGCCAUAUUUGUGGUUUAAUCUAUGCACUCAAGUUGAUUUCUACAGACACGUUCUCUAAACUGUAUGGUUGAGAGUGCAGCAAACAAAAUAAAAGCAUCUGGCCUACCACAUCUACCGCGCAUACCAAGUGAACCAGGGUUCCAAUUGUACAUAUAGCGCUGCUGUCCCUUACACAUCAAAGUCAUUUUUGUGUCCCGGACAAACACAGCGCUUCCUAUCGACACCUCACCCGUACCAGCGUAGAACCUAAUAAAACAUCGGCAGAGUGCUAGCCGCAGGCGAGAUAAAGCCGGUCGCUUCGUGGGGUUCGAUUACAGUCGCAUUUGAAGGUUCGGACUGAUCACAACACCGUACCAGAUCGUUCAUAACAACUCCAAUGGCCAACAAAACUGACAAUCUAACCGCCGUACUGUACGGCAUUGAGGAUCUACGCUUGGAGCAGCGUCCAAUCCCCGUUCCAAAGGAAGAUGAGGUCCUGCUGGCAAUGGAUGUCGUCGGUAUCUGUGGUUCAGAUGUGCACUACCUGGUGAAAGGACGCAUCGGUGAUUUCAUCGUGAAAAAACCCAUGGUCAUAGGCCACGAAGCGGCAGGAAUUGUGUCCCAGGUAGGAUCCAAGGUGAAGCAUCUGAAAGUGGGUGAUCGUGUUGCGAUCGAACCCGGUUACGGAUGCCGCACGUGCGAGUACUGUAAGAGCGGUGCGUACAAUCUCUGUGCGGAUAUGAUAUUCUGCGCCACGCCUCCUUACGAUGGUAAUCUGACCCGGUACUUCGCCCAUCCGGCGGACUUUUGCUACAAACUUCCGGACCACGUAACUAUGGAGGAGGGAGCCCUGCUGGAACCGCUCUCCGUCGGUGUGCAUGCAUGUCGCCGGGCAAACGUUGGUUUGGGUUCGCAGGUGUUAAUUCUCGGUGCAGGCCCCAUCGGUCUGGUAACGCUUAUAGUGGCCAAAUCAAUGGGUGCCGGUAAGGUGCUCGUUACCGAUCUGCUACAAAAUCGACUGGACGUGGCGAAGGAGUUGGGCGCUGACGAAACGUUCAUCAUUCCGAAGGAUGCGUCCGAGACCGAACUGGUAAGGGCUAUUCAUGAGCUGAUGGGUGGCGCACCAGAUAAAACGAUCGAUUGUAGCGGUGCAGAAGCAACGGCUAGGCUAAUGAUUUUGGCCACUAAAGCUGGAGGUGUGGGUGUUAUGGUGGGCAUGGGUGCACCCGAGGUGAAGCUGCCACUGGUGAAUGCACUUGCUCGCGAGGUUGACAUCCGUGGUGUGUUCCGGUAUUGCAACGACUACCCGGUGGCUUUGAGCUUGGUUGCAAGCGGUAAAGUGAACGUAAAGCGGCUCGUUACGCAUCAUUUCAACAUUGAAGAAACGGCCAAAGCUUUCCAUACGACCCGUCACGGCGUAGAUGGUGCCAUAAAAGUAAUGAUCCAUGUGCAACCAAAAGAUAAAAAUAAUCCGAAAUAGAUAAGUAUGUGCGAUAGAAAGUAAUAAAAGAAGGAUGCAUAGAAGGGUCGUAAAUAUGGUGUCAAUAAUGAUUAGUUACUGAUAAUUUAAAUGUUCUUCGUAAAUUUUGGGGUUU